This is a messenger RNA of Nerophis lumbriciformis (worm pipefish), 759 nucleotides long. The record is from RefSeq and is a predicted model, not a curated record. Lineage: Eukaryota; Metazoa; Chordata; Actinopteri; Syngnathiformes; Syngnathidae.
AUGCCAGACCUUAACCAUUGGGUCUUUUAUACCGUAUAUCUAUUACAUCAAUUCCAGUCAAAUGAAAUUUACUUUACCCUUCUCCAAAUGUGUCCACAGAUGGCAUCAGCCACAGCAAACUAUGGACAGAAGGAGUCAUCAGAUCAGAACUUUGACUAUAUGUUCAAGAUCCUCAUAAUUGGCAACAGUAGUGUGGGUAAAACCUCCUUCUUGUUCCGUUAUGCCGAUGACUCCUUUACACCUGCCUUUGUCAGUACGGUUGGCAUUGACUUCAAAGUAAAGACCAUCUACAGGAAUGACAAACGGAUCAAACUACAGAUUUGGGACACAGCGGGUCAGGAGCGUUACCGCACCAUCACUACUGCUUACUACCGAGGUGCUAUGGGCUUCAUUCUUAUGUAUGACAUCACCAAUGAGGAAUCCUUCAAUGCUGUCCAGGACUGGUCUACUCAGAUCAAGACAUACUCAUGGGACAAUGCGCAGGUGCUGCUGGUAGGAAAUAAAUGUGAUAUGGACGAUGAGCGCAUGGUGAGUAGGGACAGGGCCCGGCAGCUGUCUGAACAUCUUGGUUUCGAGUUUUUCGAGGCCAGCGCCAAAGACAACAUCAACGUGAAGCAGACAUUUGAGCGUCUAGUCGACAUUAUUUGUGAAAAGAUGUCAGAGAGUCUGGAUGCCGGCGAUCCUGCUGUCACAGGAGCCAAGCAGGGGCCUCAGCUGACAGAGCAGCCUGCUCCACCACACCAGGACUGUGCAUGUUAA